Messenger RNA from Dufourea novaeangliae, 1866 nucleotides. Its product is annotated as sodium- and chloride-dependent GABA transporter 1-like. Gene Ontology annotation, cellular component: membrane. NCBI's taxonomy places the organism in Eukaryota, Metazoa, Arthropoda, Insecta, Hymenoptera, Halictidae. The record is from RefSeq and is a predicted model, not a curated record. Gene Ontology annotation, biological process: sodium ion transmembrane transport.
AUGGCUGAAAAGAUGUAUUAUUGGGGGGAGGAUAGAGACCAGGUGGAUGCGGACCAAGCCUUCAUAGAGUUCAAGGCCAAGUCAGUCGGGUCGGAGAAGAGGAGAGAAUCAUCGCGGGCUGUUCCGAAGAUGACCGUCUCGUCGCCGCAGGGCAAAGUGACGGAAGUCGGGAACCGAGAGGAGGACACAGAACGGGGUGGAUGGGACAAUAAGCUCGACUUCCUCUUCUCUUGCAUCAGCGUGUCCGUGGGAUUGGGAAACGUCUGGCGCUUCCCCUACUUGUGCUACAAAAAUGGCGGCGGAGCGUUUCUUAUCACGUAUGGCAUCGCUAUGGUGUUCUGUGGGAUUCCCAUCUUCUUCCAAGAAGUUGCUAUUGGUCAAUACCUCGGCGUUGGAGGGAUGACCCUCGUAGGACAACUGUGUCCUUUGUUGCAAGGGGUUGGAUAUGCCACAAUGACGAUUGUGUUCUUCCUAGACGUGUAUUAUUGUAUCAUAAUUGCUUGGACACUUUUCUACCUUAUAAGUACCUUUGUGAACAUACCUGGGGUACCUUGGAAUGGCUGUGGCAAUUGGUGGAACAGUGAUAAAUGUUACGAUGCUUCCAACUCUACUGAUCAUUUACACGAUGUGAAUGCUAACAGUACGAAUUCAAUAAGUAAUAGCACAUUACAUCACACCACACCCGUCGAAGAAUAUUGGGAACGACGAGUUCUUGGGAUCACCUCCGGUAUCGAAAGCAUCGGUGGGAUACAAUGGGAGCUGUUGGGUUGUCUGAUUGUCGGCUGGCUGCUCGUUUACUUUAUCAUCCGGCGUGGUGGCGCCUGCGACGGUUUGCUAUACUACGUCACGCCCAGAUGGAAGGAGUUGCUAUCGCCCGGCCCAUGGAUCGACGGGGCCACGCAAAUAUUCUUCGCGUACAGUAUUGGUACCGGAGCUCUGCCUGCUUUGGGGUCGUACAAUAAGUUCCAUCAUAAUUGCUACAAAGAUGCACUGAUCACUUGUAUAGUGAACACCUUGACUUGUCUUCUGGCUGGUUGCGUGACCUUCUCCAUAUUGGGUCACAUCGCUUCCGAGCAGGGUACCGAAGUGUCCGAAGUAGUCAAAAGCGGGCCGGGUUUGGUGUUUCUUACGUAUCCCGAGGUCGUCCUGAAGCUUCCUGGCGCUUCCAUGUGGGCCAUUAUCUUCUUCGUCAUGCUGCUCAUACUUGGAAUCGACAGUGAAUUCUGCAUCGUAGAAUCGUUUAUUACUGGCAUGGUUGAUAACUGGCCUGAUCUCCUUCGACCACAUAGAAACAAGUUCACCAUCGCUAUCUGCGUUAUGAUGUUCGCCUUGGGAAUUCCUAUGGUGACAAAUGGUGGAGUUUACAUAUUUCAACUGAUGGAUUUCUACUCUGCUAGCGGUAUGUCGAUUCUUUGGGUCUGUUUCUUCCAAACGAUUGCGAUAUCGUGGAUCUUCGGGGCGCAGAAGUUCUGUGACUGCAUACACCAGAUGAUGGGCAUACGAAUGAAUAAAUUUUGGUAUAUAUGCUGGGUGGUGUUCGCGCCAGUAAUCAUGGUCUUUAUCUUUGUAUUCCAAUGUGUACAAUACAAACCAUUGAAAUACGGAAGCGAUUAUGAGUACCCAACAUGGGCGGAAAUCGUGGGAAUGUGUCUGAGUUUGUCAUCCAUGAUUUGGAUACCAGUUUACGCUCUCUAUUACGUUCUUGUAACACCAGGAUCAAUAAAAGAGAACAUCCUGAAAGGCUUGAAGCCAAACAUAAAACUGCAUCCGAAGUUACCGAAAGGCGAGAAGUCCGCAGUGAUACCGAUGUCCGAGAGCAGCGCCGGUUUAAUCACUAAAAACAACAGUUUCCUGAGUCAAACAUGA